Cicer arietinum (chickpea) is the source of this 1679-nucleotide messenger RNA. RefSeq names its product patatin-like protein 2. The record is from RefSeq and is a predicted model, not a curated record. Gene Ontology annotation, molecular function: monoacylglycerol lipase activity; glycerophospholipase activity. Gene Ontology annotation, biological process: lipid metabolic process. NCBI's taxonomy places the organism in Eukaryota, Viridiplantae, Streptophyta, Magnoliopsida, Fabales, Fabaceae.
AUACCAUAAUCAAACAUCAUCAUAUUACAAACUUAUCUUUGUUCAAUAUUCAUUCAUAAUUAUUUGCAUACCACUUUCUUUCAAGUACAACUUUCUCAUUAGCAUUAAUCUUUAGUACUCAAAACUUAAGAGAUACUCUAUUUCUCUAUGGAGGGAGUCACAAAGUUAUCCGUUGAACAAAUUCAGCCCCCCACUUAUGGUAACUUAGUGACCAUUCUUAGCAUUGAUGGAGGUGGUAUUAGGGGCCUCAUCCCUGCCACAAUUAUUGAAUUUCUUGAAUCUCAGCUUCAGGAGUUGGAUGGUGAAGAUGCAAGACUUGCAGAUUACUUUGAUGUGAUAUCAGGAACAAGUACAGGAGGUCUUGUAACUGCCAUGAUAGCUGCUCCUGAUAAAAAUAACCGUCCACUUUUUGCUGCCAAAGAUAUUAAACCCUUUUACCUUGAACAUUGCCCAAAAAUUUUCCCACAACAUAGAGGGCUAGGUGGGAUAAUGUUAGCAAAGGUAGUGAGAUCACUUGGAGGACCAAAAUAUGAUGGAAAAUAUCUUCAUGAUGUUAUAAGAGAGAAACUUGGAGACAUUCGGUUGCAUGAGACCAUCACCAACAUUGUUAUUCCCACAUUCGACAUCAAGUCUUUGCAGCCAAUUAUUUUCUCAUCUUAUCAGCUUGAGAAAUCACCUUGUUUGGAUGCUAAACUCUCUGACAUAUGUAUUAGUACAUCUGCUGCACCUACUUAUCUACCUGCUUACAAUUUCACCAAUAAAGAUCCAAACAAUCAUGAAGAGGAAUUCAAUCUCAUUGAUGGUGGUGUUUGUGCAAAUAAUCCGGCUUUAGUUGCUAUGAAUGAAGUAACAAAGCAGAUAAUAAAUCAAAGUCCAGAUUUCUUUCCAAUAAAGCCCCUGGAAUAUGGUCGAUUUCUGAUUAUUUCAUUAGGAACUGGAACAGCAAAAAAUGAGGAAAAAUUUAGUGCAGAUAUAGCAGCAAAAUGGGGGUUAUUAGGUUGGCUAACAAAUAGUGGUUCUAAUCCUUUAAUCGAUGUUUUUACUCAAUCAAGUGGUGAUAUGGUUGAUUUUCAUUUAUCUUGUGUCACUCAAGCUCUUCAUUCACAGGAUAAUUACCUUCGAAUUCAGGAUGACACAUUGACCGGAGAUGUUUCUUCCGUUGACAUUGCUACGGAAGAGAAUUUGGAGAAACUGUGUGAAAUUGGCGAUAAGUUAUUGAAGAAACCUGUUUCUAGGGUUAAUUUAGAAAAUGGUCACUUUGAACCUGUGAUCGAUGGAGAAACCAAUGAACAAGCUCUUAAAAGGCUUGCAAAAACACUUUCACAAGAGAGAAGACUUCGUGACAUGAGGUCCCCACACACAAAUAAAAGCCAUUUACUUUCAGCCAUUCAUACUUAUAAUUAAAAGUGUUUGAGUGCCUCACCUUCAAUAUUAUUCAAAUAUGUUGCUUGUACAAGAAAACACAUUUGUAACAUAUGUGCUCUAAAAGUCAAUAAGAUUUAGACUGUAACAUAUUUUAUAUAUAGAUCAAAAGUUUGAUCAUUUAUUGAGUAAUGUAAUCCAAGUAGUUUAUUGUUUUAAUUUUUUGUUUCCUUCAAGUUUAUGUACCAAUUGCAUGUCAACUCAUUUGAAACAAUGUAUUAUUGCUCUCAAUUCAUUUGUUCAUAUAUUCACUAUUA